Molecule: messenger RNA, 8961 nt
Organism: Mercenaria mercenaria
Lineage: Eukaryota; Metazoa; Mollusca; Bivalvia; Venerida; Veneridae
Product: calcium permeable stress-gated cation channel 1-like
Exons: 26
Coding region: 193-2757 (854 amino acids)
Cellular component (GO): plasma membrane
Molecular function (GO): calcium-activated cation channel activity
Source: RefSeq, a predicted model, not a curated record
AAAGUGAAAAGAUAUUUACGCAGAAAAUUUGUUUAGAUUACUCGUAUACUAUAAAGAAUUGUUGAAAGCUAUUUUGUUGGUUUCACGGAAUAAGUAAGGAAUUCAAAUUCUGAAAAAGUAUGAUAGAAGUAUUUGAGCACCAGUCUUGAAGAACUAAGUAGUCGAAACCAGUCGUAAAUUAGAGGUGGAAAAAUGGAUCUCUUACAGAACAGUAGUUUCAGUGACGACACCAGCUGCCUGUUACCGCAAGUUACCGGGAAUAAGACACAUUUCAUCGCUGAGGGUUCGUUGUAUGGAGGUAUUCCAGAAAAUCUUACAAUCAAUGCCAUUGUUUGGGUGGUUUUGCUGAUACUGUUUGCUGUAUUGAGGAGAGUAGCCUGGGACUAUGGAAGAAUUGCACUUGUCAGCCGACAGGAAGAAAACCAGGAAUUAUCCCCUAGGGCCUCCGAAGAGAAUAAAUACAAUGUAUGGACGUCACUGUUUUAUGGAGAGCAUGAAGGGAACCGGCUACAUGGAUCCAUGGAGUCUCUGGAUUCACAGCUUCAUGCUCAAGAUAGGGGUUUCUGCUCAUGGAUUACGGCAUUCGUCAGAGUAAAGGAUUCUGACAUAGUGAAGAAAUGUGGCCAAGAUGCUUUACAGUAUAUCACAUUUCAACGUUAUAUUCUGCUGUAUGUGCUUGUUGUAUGUGUGCUGUCAACUGCCAUUAUAAUACCUGUCAACUUCACAGGCACUUACAUUGGAAAUGCCACUGACUUUGGACAUACAACAAUAGCUAACCUGGAUGCAAAGUCCAACCUCCUUUGGAUCCAUGCAAUCCUGGCUGUAGUGUUUCUGGUACUAGCUGUGAUAUUCAUGAGACAUUUCUCUGUAAAUCUCACAUUUGAUGAUGAUGAACAGGUCUCCAAAACCCUGAUGAUAGCCAACAUACCUACAGAUAAAUGCUACAGGAAUGUUAUCAUGCAGCAUUUUCAGGAGGGUUAUCCGGAGGUACAUGUACAGGACGUACAGUUUGCUUACGAUGUUGAACGUCUCAUGGAACUUGAUACUAAAAGAGCUGCAGCUAAAGAGGCCCGUAUGAACUCUGAAAUCGAGUUACAGAAAACUGGACAUCGUCCAACUGUUAAGCCUUACACCUGUGGUCAGUGUCUUUUCUGUGCAGAGUCCUGUGGUUGUGUUGAGUUGGAUGCUAUAACGUACUAUGGAGACGAGGAGAACAGACUGGCAGAAGAAUGUGAGAAGGAGAAAGUGAAUGCUUACAAGAGUUCUCUUGGUGUAGGUUUUGUUACAUUCGAGAAUGUAACUAUGGCAGAAAGAAUUAGGAAAGAUUUCGUACCAACAUGUAGCAACAUUUUAGAGACUAAGCAGUUUUACAGGAUAAUGAAUGACUUCCAGCCAUCAUGUAAAGCCUCCCAGAAUCCUCAGCCGUCUUCUAUACAUGUGGAGUUGAAUGUUGUUGAGUGGGAGGUUACAUAUGCCCCUUCACCAGAAAAUAUCUAUUGGCAGAAAUUAUCACUGUCUGGUUGGAAAUGGUGGCUAAAGGCAAUUCUAAUCAACAGUUUUGUAGUGAUCUUGUUGUUCUUCUUGACCACACCUUCUAUCAUCCUAACCAACUUGGAUAAACUAAGUUAUAAAGACUAUAUUGAUAAAACUCAUAGUGCAUUACUUGUACAGUUUCUACCCACCUUAUUACUGUGGACUUUCACAGCCCUUCUACCAAAUAUUGUUUACUGGUCAGAUCAGUAUGUUGGUCACUGGACUAGGAGCUCAGAGCAUCAUGCUGUCAUGCUGAAGACAUUUAUAUUUUUGUUACUUAUGGUUCUCAUCCUGCCAUCUCUUGGUUUAACCAGCGCCAAAGCACUGUUUGAUAUUUUUGUCCUGGAAAAAGGCAAGACCACAAAAUGGAAUUGUAUAUUCCUGGCGGGCAAUGGUGCAUUUUUCGUCAACUACGUGAUAACCUCAGCUUUUAUCGGCACCGCUUUAGAGUUAUUAAGAUUUUCCGAACUCUUCCUCUAUGGAAUAAAACUUCUAAUGGCCAAAUCAUCUGCUGAGAGAACUUCAGUUAGAAAGCAUGUGUUAUGGGAGUUCCAGUAUGGGAUGGAGUAUGCCUGGUUCCUGUGUGUGUUUGCCAUAUUGAUGUCAUACAGCCUGUCCUGUCCACUCAUUAUGCCAUUUGGUUUGGUGUACAUGAUAUUCAAGCAUAUAGUAGACAGAUAUAACAUUUACUUUGCCUACAAGCCUUCUCGGAUCAGUUCACACAUCCACUGGACCGCCAUCAACUUUGUUAUUGUUUCUGUCAUCUUUCUACAGUUUAAUUUUGUUUUCUUUUCGGUUUUGAGAGGAAGUUCAGAACAGCCUAUCUCCAUAUUCUCCAUUGUUGUGUUGUUUUUCACUCUCCUCCUCUUCUUUGGUCGGGUCUGCUUUGGGUGUUUCAGAUCAUCCAGUCCAUUCAAAGCCAAUAAAUACAAGCAAGUUGAUGAUCAGGCUCCUAACAGAAGUGAUUCAAACCAGCAAUUUGAUGAUCAGGCUCCUAACAGAAGUGAUUCAAACCAGCAAUUUGUUGCUAGUGUGCUGUCAGGGUCACAACCAAGACCAAAGUCAUCUGGGAUGUCAGCGACAGACACCCUGACACAGUCAUACGGUACCAUGGAUGCUACAAGGGAACCUCAUUCUUACGGUGCCAUGGAUACCACAAGGGAUGCUGGGAAUGAAACUAGGACACAAGAUGAUAGAGAUGAAAUCAUGCAGUACCAGCAGUGAUAUACACAGAUUUAAACAGACAAGGUUCUAUGGCCAAAAACAGAUAAAUAGUGUGUCUUUUGUCUCAUAUUUUAUUUUUGAGAUGAAAUUGCUAGUUUCCAAAAAUCAAUGUGUAUGCUUAAUUUUUCUGCACAGUCUAUGGCAUCAGCACUCAGAAAUUUAGUGUUUAACAUUUUGGUUAUUUGGAAAUGGCUUGCAAUGACUUUUAUAAAAAAGAAUAUAAGAUACUUCAGACCUAACACAAUUGAAAAGUGAAAAUAUAAGAUACUUCAGACCUAACACAAUUGAAAAGUGAAAACAGUAAUUUGCAACUUACAUUGUAAAAAGGAAUUUAAGUAUUUAAAUGCUGAAAGAAGCUAAAGCAUGUGGAUUUUAUGUUGUAUUGUGCAAUAAGACAGUGAUGUUAUGCGUAAGUGAAUAAAUUUUGCAUUGCUAGUAUUUUAUGAUUUCAUGUUAGAAAGUAUGAACAGAAAUAAAAUGUUCUCAGCUGGUCUGUGAGAUGUUGAACAAAUGGUUUUAUUUCACGGUGUUAAAUAUUUUUGUUACAAAAUAAAGAAUGAAUUCCCAUCUUAGGACUUUUCAGUGAUGCAGAAGUUACCAUUUACACAGUAAUGUAUAUAUUUACAGUCUUCUGUUAGUCAUGCAAGUACUUAUGUACUUAAAGUUACAAAAAGAUUUUGCUUUUAUACACAGUGUUCAUUGAGAAAUAAUUGCAUAGCAGACAAUAAUAUAACCACUGUAGAAUUGUUUAAUUUUAUGAGGGAAGAAUUUUACAGUUUGGGCCAAAUUGCUGUUUCAUUCGGAUAUUAAUUUUGGGAUUAAACUUAAAAGAAUUUUACUUUUUUAAAGACUACAUGUUUUGUAAUUUCUUGGAAUGACUCAACCACAAAAUCCACAAAAAUUAGUCCAUGAAAUAUUUAUGAUUACACGGUAUCAAAGAAUGAUUGUGAUGUACAUGUUGCUAAACUUGCUUUUUUCUGUAUGUGGCUUUUGCUGAUGAUCUCAAAUUGAGAUUUUUUACUGUUUAGGGAAACAAAUAUCAGGCUUCUUAUCUAAACAGAUCUCCAGCAAAUCUUGCUUUAAAUUGAAUAUGAAAUUAAAAAAAAACUGCUUUCACUUAAAACAGAUUUUCAAACGUAGGAAGUUUCACUGGUCUAGAGGUAAGAAUGUUUGUGAAAGGUGAGCUAAAGAUUCACACACCAGUAAGAAGACUCAAUUUAAUAUUUGUUUAACGGGGACUUGCAGUGAGAUGAAAAUUGAAAUAUUUUCUCCUUUCUUUUCAUACUUAGUCUAAUGUUUAAUGAUUUUAAACUUUCAAGGAGACAGAGUGGUAGGGAUUUUUGAUCGGAAUGUAACCUAGAUUGAUAUCAUUGUAGUCAUGUUAUGUAAUAGAAUGUGCAAUAUUAGAUGUAAGUUUGUAUAUAAUAUGUAUAAAAGAGCAUGCAUUAAAUUAUUGAGUAAAAUGUCAUGUUUCUAAUAUUUAAGAAUAUAGGCGUAAAAGUGAAAGUGAGCAAAAAAUGUUGUUAAUCAUACAUUUCAAUGUACAUAAUAUUAGACUGUAUAUAUAAAAAUAUUGAAUGAAAUGCUAUGUAUCUAAUGACACCUUGUGUGCGUUUCAGGACCGGUAGUUCUAAUUAAGACAGUAACACUUUCAGGUCUGCUUAUCUUAAUGGUUCUGAUUCCAGCAGGUAUAAAAGUUUUGAUUCCAUACCUUAUAUUUUUAAUCUCAUUGAAAAUUAGUUGUGUCCUGCUUUUGCACCACAAACCUGCACUGUGUUGGUGUACAGUUAGAUCCAAAUCAGUCAAUCAAAUCAUCAGGUCUAUAGAACAGUCCAUUUGUUCAUUUGUAUAUAGCAUGGAGUGCUAUUUUGAUAGUCAUGUUUCUUAUCAUCAUUUGGAUAACAAAUUUUCAUUAAAAAAAGGUAAUAUGUUUUCUGAGCUUGUUUGGUGUAAUGUAUGAAACAAUACAUAACACAAUGAUUUUCCUUUUUUUCAGUUAAAUCUUUCAGCAAAUCCAUGUAUUGUGUUUUUUUACCUUACCUGAGCAAUGCUCAGGUGAGUUUUUGUGAUUGCUCAAUGUCCGGCAUCUGUCGUCUGUCAACAUUUAGCUUGUGUAUGCGAUAGAGGCUGUAUUUUUCAACUGAUCUUCAUGAAAUUUUGUCAGAAUGAUUACCUUGAUGAAAUCUAGGCUAAGUUCGAAAAUGGGUCAUCUGGGGUUAAAAACUAGUUCACUAGGUCAAGUCAAAAAAAAACCUUGUGUAUGCGAUAGAGGCUGUAUUUUUCAAUUGAUCUUCACUAAUUUUGGCCAGAAUGAUCACCUUGAUGAAAUCUAGGCCAAGUUCGAAAAUAGGUCAUCUGGGAUCAAAAACUAGGUCACUACGUCAAAUCAAAGAAAAACCUUGUGUAUGCGAUAGAGGCAGUAUUUUUCAACUUAUCUUCAUGAAAUUUUGUCAGAAUGAUUAUCUUGUUAAAAUCUACGCCAGGUUUGAAAGUGGGUCAUAUCGGGUCAAAAACUAGAUCAGUAGUUCAAAUCAAACAAAAACCAUGUGUAUGCGAUAGAAGUUGUAUUUUUCAAUUGAUCUUCAUGAAUUUUGGCCAGAAUGAUCAACCUGUUGAAAUCUAGGCCAAGUUCAAAAUAUCUGGGGUAAAAAACUAGGACACUAGGUCAAAUUAAAUAAAAACUUUGUGUAUGCAAUAGAGGCUGUAUUUUUCAACUUAUCUUCAUGAAAUUUUGUCAGAAUGAUUACCUUGAUGAAAUUUAAGCCAUGUUCGAAAAUGGGUCAUCUGGGGUUAAAAACUAGGUCACUAGGUCAAAUAAAAUAAAACCUUGUGGAUGCGAUAGAAGUUGUUUUUUUCAAUAGAUCUUCAUGAAUUCUGGUCAGAAUGAUUGCUUUGAUGCAAUCUAUGUCAGGUUCGAAUAUGGGUCAUCUUGGGUCAAAAACUAGGUCACUAGGUCAUAUAUAUAAAAAAAGAGCUUGUGUAUGCAAUAGGGACUGCAUUUUACACCGAAUCUUCAUGAAAUUUGAUCAGAAUGAUUGUCUGGUGGAAAUCUAGGUCAAGUUUGAAUGUGGGUCAUCUGGUAUAAAAAACUAGGUCACCCAGUCUAAUUAAAGAAAAACUUUGUGUAUGCAAUAGGGGCUGCAUUUUACACUGGAUAUUCAUAAAAUUUGGUCAGAGUGAUAGCCUUGAUGAAAUCUAGGUCAAGGUCGAAUACAGGUUAUCUGGGGUCAAAAACUAGGUUACUAGUUCAAAUCAAAGAAAAACUUUGUGUAUGCGAUAAAGGCUGUAUUUUUCAACUGAUCUUCAUGAAAUUUGGUCAGAAUGAUAGCCUUGAUGAAAUCUGGGUCAAGUUCAAAAAUGGGUCAUCUGGGGUUAAAAACUAGGUCACUAGGUCAAAUCAAGGAAAAAUCUUGUGUAUGCAAUAGGGGCUGCAUUUUACAUUGCAUUUUCAUAAAAUUUAGUCAAAAUGGUUGCCUUGAUGAAAUCUAGGUCAAGUUUGAAUAUGGGUAAUCUGGGGUCAAAACUAGGUCACUAGGUCAAAUCAAAGAAAAACCUUGUGUAUGCAAAAGAGGCUGUAUUUUUCAUUUGAUCUUCAUGAAAUUUGGUCAGAAUGAUAGCCUUGAUGAAAUCUAGGUCAAGUUCAAAUAUUGGUCAUCUAGGGUCAAAUACUAGGUCACUAGGUCAAAUCAAAGAAAAUACUUGUUUACACUCAAGAUUUUUGUUCCAAUUUUAAUGAAAUUGGUCAGAAUAUUUGUUUCCAUGAAAUCACUAGGUCAAACAUGUUUACUCUGUUAUGGUGUGUUUCUCAGGUGAGCGACUUGGGGCCAUCUUGGCCCUCUUGUUUGUUCGAUGGCUUGAACUACUGAUAACUCUAAACAAAUUUUUCCAGUCCUGUCAAGUUUGAGUGAACAAAGUUUGACUGUAUAAACAGAAAUGGUAAAAUCUCCUAUUUGACUGUAGCAAAUAUUGAAGUCCCCACAAAUUGCUUUCUCCUUUAAUUACAAAUUCAGAUAAUACAAUACAAUUCACAUAUUUAUUGCUGUACAUUUUGUAGUUUUAUUACAAAGUUUUAGCAGUUUAAAAAUGACAGAGGAUAAAAUGAUUUACAUUGAUAGAAUACAUGACAGAUAAGCCAAAAAGUUUAACCACAAGUAAAGAGACUGUUUUAAUACUUGUUCAAAAGGGACUUGCAGUGGGGUAAAAUUGAUGUAAGUUUGUAUUUAAUAUGUAUAAAAGCUUGUCUGCUUAAAAAUAUUGAAUUAAAUGCCAUGCUUCUAAUGAUAAUGAGUAUAGGAGUAAAAGUGGAAGUGAGCAAAACUGUUGUUUAUCAUAUGUGUAAAUGUACAUGUUGAUAGACUGUUUUAGAAAGAAAUGAACAUUUAUGUAUAUUCUUUCUAUCACAAAAUAUAUUUUUACAGUUUUCAGUAGUGUUAGUAAGUUACUGUAUGUUGUUUUUUGUCUUUCAUUCAACUUUCACAAUGCUUUCUUGUGAUAUUUGUGAUUUACUAACAAAAGUGGCAUGUUUGAUCUUGACAAAACCACUCAAGGACAAAGUACCUACCGCUGUUUUUACUAAGUAGAUAGUUACCUUUCUGAGGCUUAAAUUUAUCUUUUUGACUCCAUCUCAGAGGCUUCUUCAGGACUAUGAUGUCACGUGACUACCAUGAUUUCAAUUGCUUAUUUGAUCUUCUGUCUCAUGUGUUAUCUUCCUUGGCCACCACCCAGAUACUAGCCCAUGAAGAAAACUCGAGAUGUGAGUCGAAAGUCUCGACAAAAAGAUUAAUUUAAACCUCAGAAAUUUAACUAUUUAUUUUGGAAUCAUCAUGGCAGAAGCAGGAGUCAACCUCUAUUCUACGUUAUUUUUACGGGUACGACAAAAUUAACAGCAUAUUAUCCAUAAUUUAUGGGGGAAAAUAAUACGAAAUUACUUUUCUGGGUUUCAGUGUCAGCGACUGUUUUUAAAGCUUUUCUAUGGAAAUAUUUUAAUAUUAGAAAAGAAGAUAAUAACAAAUUUAUUAAAGGGGACUUAUGCUACCAGUAAUUCAAAAUUCAGCAAAUGGGGUUUUGUCCGGGAGAGGUUCUGUCCUACACUUGUGAGUUAAAAUGUAUAAAAGGAAAUUUGUCUAGCUUUUUGAAAUUUACUGGUUGAAUGCCGUCAUUCAUUUUAAACAGAAGUGAAAUGGCCUGAAAGUUUGAUAAAUUUUAAAAUUGCCCAAGCAUGGUAACCAGUUUUAGUAACAAUUCAGAGGUACAAUAGUAAUGACUUCCAGCUUUAGUAUGAUUUAGAGGUACAGUAAGAUCUUUUCAGAUAGCUAGACUGUAGCUUGCUUUGUUCUUUGAAAGAAAUGGAAGUGACAGUUUUCUUUUUCGCCUCAUUGAAUACUUCUUCAUUUGUUUCUUUCUGUGCCAUUGAACUCUUAUGGCAGCGUGGCAGAAACUUUCCGCUUUAGAAUACCUGUUUCUAUUGAUGGCCUUUCAAUAUUGGCGACCUUCGACCUUCGUUACUAACUUCAUAGGAUGAAGAGGUCAAAGGUUACGGUUACAUUGACAUUAAAACUAAAGGCAGAAUCAUAGAGGACAUAAGUCUGGUUGUAAUUUCCUUAACUGCCGUUUGCAAAUUUGUUCUGGAAAUGGCUGUAGAAAUAUUGGAAGAUUCAAAAUCUUCCACAUUUUUCUACCUUGUUAUGGUUUAAUACUUGUCUGUUUGCAGCCUGAAAUUAGCAUUUUAGUUUGAAGACCAAAUCAGUGUUUGUUGGAUUAUUUUGGAAUUUGUAUCAAAACCAAGAAAUUGCAACAUUUUAUUUAUUUAUUAAAAUUGUAUAAGAAUAUUUUCUUCAUGUAUAUAGGAAAUGCAUACUAGAAACUGCCAUCACUUCUUUAUAUUGAAUUCUUGAGAGAACCUAUAGAACUUACUGCUGUUGAACUUGUCCCUGUGCUUUUUAACAGUUUUGAGACCAGUCUCACAAUUCUAGUUUGCCAUUGGUCAAAUUUAAAAAUAUGCUCAGAAACAACCACUCAGAUGUCAGAGUUUGAGACUGGUCUCCAAGUCUCAGUUUUAUAGCCUUGGACCUUUCUUUCAAAUUAUUUUUACUUUCUUAUUCUAUCACUAUUGCUAUAAUGUUUCUUUCCACAUUGUUGUUGUUACAUGUUAUAAAUUUGAUAUAUAUGCUGUUGAUAUCUUGAAUUUUACUUUAAUAUUUUUUG